Arvicanthis niloticus (Nile rat) is the source of this 2702-nucleotide messenger RNA. It is a transcript of the gene Klf13, whose product is annotated as KLF transcription factor 13. The record is from RefSeq and is a predicted model, not a curated record. NCBI's taxonomy places the organism in Eukaryota, Metazoa, Chordata, Mammalia, Rodentia, Muridae. Gene Ontology annotation, biological process: regulation of transcription by RNA polymerase II. Gene Ontology annotation, molecular function: RNA polymerase II cis-regulatory region sequence-specific DNA binding; DNA-binding transcription factor activity, RNA polymerase II-specific.
CGCCCACACCGAGCCGCGGCGCGCACGGAGGCUGUCCCGCCUGCCACAAUGCACGGUAGAACUGCGACCGCAACUUGCAGGGGUCGUGCCUAACGUCGCCGCCGCUCGACGUCUCUAGGACAGGCCAGCUCUGACGCCGCACGCGGACCCUCCUCACUGGAGCCCCCCAUGCGCUCACCCUCCAGUGCCCGGCCAGGCAGACGCGGAGCCGCGCGGGUGACGGCAGAAGCGGCUACGCGCCCAGCCUAGCCCAGCCCAGCCCGAGAAGAGGGCGCGCCGCGCCCCCGCCCCCCGCCGCUCUCCGGAGGCCGUGGGUGCGGAUGCGCCGCUGACGACUCCUGCGAGAGCACCGCGCGUCCGAGCCCGCAGCAUGGCAGCCGCCGCCUAUGUGGACCACUUUGCCGCCGAGUGCCUCGUGUCCAUGUCCAGCCGCGCAGUCGUGCACGAGCCGCGGGAAGGACCUGAACCCCGGCCCGAGGGCGCGGCCGCCGCCGCCCCCACACUGCCCCGCGUUGACGAGCGCCGCGACGGCAAGGACAGCGCCUCGCUUUUCGUAGUGGCUCGGAUCCUAGCGGACCUCAACCAGCAGGCGCCGGCGCCCGCCCCCGCGGAACGCAGAGAAGGGGCCGCUGCGCGCAAGGCGAGGACCCCCUGCCGCCUGCCGCCCGCGCCCCCUGCGCCGCCGCCGGGCCCAGAGCCCGCCUCCCCGGGACAAGCGGGCGCGCCGGCCGCGCCCCCCAGCCCCGCGUGGAGCGAGCCCGAGGCAGCAUUGGAGCCAGAACCCGGCCCCGCGGGGAGCGGCGAGCCUGGCCUCAGACAAAGGGGUCGGCGGGGCCGGAGCCGUUCGGACCUCGAGUCCCCGCAGAGGAAGCACAAGUGCCACUACGCGGGCUGCGAGAAAGUUUACGGGAAAUCUUCGCACCUCAAGGCGCACCUGAGAACUCACACAGGUGAGAGGCCUUUCGCCUGCAGCUGGCAGGAGUGCAACAAGAAGUUUGCGCGCUCGGAUGAGCUGGCGCGGCACUAUCGCACGCACACGGGCGAGAAGAAGUUCAGCUGCCCCAUCUGCGAGAAGCGCUUCAUGCGGAGCGACCACCUGACGAAGCACGCACGCCGCCACGCCAACUUCCACCCGGGCAUGCUGCAGCGGCGCGGCGGGGGCUCGAGGACCGGCUCGCUCAGCGACUACAGCCGCUCGGAUGCCAGCAGCCCCACCAUCAGCCCGGCCAGCUCACCCUGAGCACCCGCGCUCGGACCGCGCCUCCUCUCCCCUUUGGUAAUAGGAAAGCUGAGCGAACUUGAGAAGUCCACAGCAAAAUAGUUUUCUUCACCUCAGGUGUCAAUUUUUAACAAAAAGAAAAAAAAUUCUCAAAAAAACAAAACAAAACAAAAACAAACCCGGAAUUAAAACACCACCCACAAAUUGCACAAUACAGCUAUCCACGAAGUUGAGAUUCAGCGGUGUUGAAAGUCCCCCCCUCCCCCCUUUCUCAGGGAUGAACGCGGUCCACGAGGUCAGUGAGGGCAUGCCUUUAUGCCGCCUUACUUUGUACAUAGAUUUGCACUCUGGAGUCUUCUGUGAGGUUUAAGGAUUACAUUGGGGCAGAACGAGACAGCUAGAAACAGAGAUGUGGUCACUGAUAUUGUGUUUUUGCAGCAGACCCCCAAAGGCCUGUGACCCUCUCCUGCCUACCACUCAGUUGUGGUCCUCUGCCCCUUGGCCUGGCUUAUAGCACAGGUGGGCCUGAGGGACUGGCCACCUCACAGGGAUGUGGUAAGCCAUGACAGACCAUGGUGCACUUGCCUAUGGAACUGUGGAGGACAUCUGUCUUCUAAGGCUGGGCCUGCCUGCCUACCUGCCUGCCUGCCUACCUACCUGCCUCCAGAAAUUCAUGGGAAAAUGGAGGCCAGAUGCAAACCCUGCCUGGAUUGGCACAUCAUUGUUGCCAACAACCCAUGAAGGCGGCUGGGCCCUGCCUGCCCUACAAGAAGGAACCUGGGACCCUUCACUAUCACACCAUGUUCUCAGACUGGGAAAUAGUGCCCUGGGCACAUUGUACUGAAACUGCUUCCUCCCAAAAUUGGUGUUGUUUCCUCCAGCUCCUCACGCUCUCAUUCCCUGGGCCACUGGACAGGACUGUCAUGACCCCUCUGCUUCUUCAGUCUGUGAGCGGGCGCAGAGCUCACACACCCCACAGGACUGAUGCCGGUGCCUCAGAGCAGCACAGCAGGUGUUACAGGAGAUGCUACUGCAGAAACAAGGAUUCUGCUUCUCUGGGGGACGCCGUAUGAAAAUUGUGGGGAUCACUUUCUCAGAACCUUGGGUACCGACCUAGCAAACCCACAGUUCCACACUGUUACACUUUUCUGUCCUGCCUCUGCCUGCCCGGCCUGGGAGCACCCAAACCACACCCAGUCUGCAGUGUGGGUUAGGACAGGGAUGGGUAGCCUGCUGAUAGGACAGCAGGAGUGGAAGCCAGGCCCAUCCUAUUUCUCCUGGAGCCCAGACCUGGGCUACAUUGGCUUCAGGUGCUGGGCCUUGUCAGCAAGACCAUGUUCUGGUUGCUCCUUUGCAGAUGCUUGGAGUGUCAUCUACUCCCACCCUGCAGAGGCCCAGGCAUUUCUUCCCCUUCUCCCAAGGACUGGGGCCUAGGAACACAAGGCCCCAGGACUCUGUGUGUGUGUGUGUGUGUGUGUGUGUG